Molecule: messenger RNA, 363 nt
Organism: Danaus chrysippus (African queen)
Lineage: Eukaryota; Metazoa; Arthropoda; Insecta; Lepidoptera; Nymphalidae
Source: the annotation of a GenBank genome assembly
AUGAUUCGCGUCUCUGUCGUUCCUCGUUUCCAUACCCCGGUUAGGGCUCGUGAUCGACGCUCGAGUGAUUUUGCUUUCGUCAUACCCGUUGCACAGUUGUACACGCCUUAUAUUUUGGGUUACGGGACGCCGGGCCUCAGCGGGGGUAAGGCCGGUUGGACUCUGUACGAGUGUGUCGACUGCGGCAACAAAUACAAGCACAAAGGCUCGCUACAGCGACACAUUAAGUACGAGUGUAGGAAGCAACCGAGUUUCAAGUGUCCCUACUGUGUGUACCGCGCGUACCAGAAACACAACUUACUCCUCCACGAGCGUCAUCUGCAUAAAGACUUGCCAGAAAAAGUGGACUUCGUGUCCGAAUGA